AUGGAUUCCUCGUGGGUUCAUGUCAUUGGGGUAUGUUUGAGUACAAUUGUUUCGAUCAUAGAAUCAGUUGGAAAUACACUUAUCAAGAAAAGUCACAUCAUUUAUUCAAAAUAUGAAAAACUUAUAGAACAGGAGGCUGGACAUGAUAGGGAGCAAUCGGUAGGAAGACAUGACACACAUGGCAGAGAAACUGAAAGGAGUAAAACAGGUGGGGGAAAAAGAAAAAUCAAAAAAAACAAAAAAAACGAAACCAAAAGAGAGAGAGAAAUUGGAAGCGAGAGAAAAAAUAAAAAACGUAAGAUAAAAAAAAGAUACUCUUUUUUAAACAUUUCGAUUCGGAGUCUACAAAUUAGUGAACACAUAUGUUACAGAAAGGGAAACGCAAAAAAAUGCAAUCACGGAGAGAAAAAAUGGAUUCAAGGGUUUCACAGAGGUAGGAUAUACAAGGGAGAUAUUAAUUGUUCAUGUACUGAUGAUAUGGAAAAUUCUUACGAGGAAUGUAGCAGUGGUGGAGAAAUGGGAGCACGAGGGGUCGAUGUGGAUAAUAACUUUAUGGAAAAACCAUUAACCUCAAAUUUCAGAAAUUCAGACAUUAGCAAUUUGGAAUCGACUUUCUGCUCUCUUCCAUGUAAUGAACAAGGACAAGUAAAAAAAAUAACUCAUGAUGAAGCUGCUUAUAUAAGACAAGCAAAUGUCACAGGGCAAGAAUUCAAAGAAAUAAAAAAAAAUAAAGAGAAAUAUCAUAUUAACAGCAUGAAAAAUAAUUAUGACACAUAUUCUGAAUGCAAAAAAGAAAUGUUGGAUAUUACCUCCCCAGUUAGUUCUUACUCGUGUGAGGGAAAAAAAUCAGCUAAAGGUUGCAAUUUGAUCGCAAGAGAAAUAAAUAAAAAAUCAAAACGAAAAGAGAAAUUUUUGUGCUCCUUGAAAAGGUCGCCUCGUCCUGUUGCCUUAAAGUUGGAAAAGAGAGCUAGCUAUUUUUACCUAUAUGGAAAAAGAAUAAGAAAAUGGAACCACGUGUAUAACCCAUCGAGCAAUAGAAAAAGUUGUAGGAAAAACAAAAACUUGUUGCAUGUUUUAAAUGGCAAGGACAGUUAUAAGGAGAAAGGUUCUGUGUGUCGAAUUUCUUCUUCUCAUGAUUUCAGAUCACAUUUACCUAUCCAUUUUACAGAGAAUAUUUCAAAUAAACUGUGUAAGCGUAAGGUGGAGGAAGUAUGUACACAGUCUCAUAAGAAUAAGAAGAAUAUGUUAUAUUUCCGUUAUGGGAAGAAAAAAAAAAAUAAGAACAUAAUGAAUAUUAUUCAUAAAAAAAAUCUUAAAAUGUUAAAAAGUGACAGCAUAAAUGGUGAUUUAUCAAAUGUUUAUAAAAUGUAUUAUUCCUCUUUUCCAUCGGAUAGGUUAACUGAUAGACUAUAUAGUUUCAGCACGGGUUCUAUGCACCAUGAGGAUAUGUAUAAUACAACAUCUUUUGGAAAAAAUAAAAAUAAAGGAUUAAAAAGGAUAUUUUUGGGAAAGGUAAAAUAUAGUGACGAGGAAGAAAUUACGCGAUGUUCUACUUUCAAAAUAGAACAAGGAAAUGAACAUGAUAAUUGUCCAACUCUCAUCACUUCAAAUUCUUGUUACAAUAGUGAAUAUCCCACCUUGGAUAUCAAAAAACAAAGUUACUUUUACUUUUAUCUUGGGAUAAUUCUUACAAGUUUUUUGGCACCUGCUUUGAACAUAUUCAGCAAUAUAUGUCUUCCAACAUCAAUGGUUGGUUUUGUCAGUAUCAGACUCAUAUGUUCCUUACUGUUGGAAAAGUUUGUUUUAAAAGAAAAUCAACCAUUUUAUUUAUAUGUAGGAAUUCCUUUUUCUACUGCGGGUCUAACAAUUGUCACCAUAUUUUCCUCCAGUAGCAAUAACUUUAAAGACUUAGAUUCCGUUUUCAAUUUGUUUUUAAAAACUGAAUCCAUUGUUUUACUGACCUGCGAGAUGUUAUUUUCGUAUUUGAUUGUGCUUCUUUCAUUGAGGCAUUUGAGGAAAAACGGUGCUGCCAUAGGCAGUAGUGAUAGAUCUGUUGGACUCUCUGACGACAAAUUGGGUAUAAGAGAACAGCACAUAGACAGAAAAAAGAAUCGAAAGCAGAGGAGCAAUGCUUCUUCUUUUUUUUUUUUUUUCUUCUUUUUCUUUUCCCCUGUGUUUUCAGGAACCAUGGGAUCGAUGGCAACAAUUUUUUCCAAAGCGACAUUUAUUGGACUCGUGUCUGUUCUCCUAAACGACAAAUUGACAUUGCGUGAUUUUUUUCUUAAUUACAAAGUAGUAGUGCUCAUUGUACUGACAAUUGUGUGUUCAAUUACAGAAAUUUUAUACACUCCCUAUUUGUUAAAACACUACAAGUUAACUCAUAUAGUGUCGUUAAAAAGUUUCGGAAACAUAUCUUUUAAUGCACUCAACGGGAUGAUCAUUUUCGACGAAAGACCUUCCUGUAUGUAUUUUUGGGCAUUCGGUUUCCUCCUUAUUCUCAUAGGGAUCAUAUUAUUAUCUUACAAAAAUGUUAUACCAAAAACUGUAAACUUUUUCAAGUAUCGAUGUCGAAAAAGAGUUGUGAUUCUUCAUACGUCUGAGUAG
Molecule: messenger RNA, 2604 nt
Organism: Plasmodium gonderi
Lineage: Eukaryota; Apicomplexa; Aconoidasida; Haemosporida; Plasmodiidae
Exons: 2
Coding region: 1-2604 (867 amino acids)
Biological process (GO): magnesium ion transport
Cellular component (GO): membrane
Molecular function (GO): magnesium ion transmembrane transporter activity
Source: RefSeq, a predicted model, not a curated record